CCCUUCUUUCUUGGAUCAGUCUUCGGUUAAAAUUGGUUAUACUUUUACGCGUUGGAAAGAACGAGCUAGUGAUAUAGCGUGGCCCCAGUCAUCGGUAAUCCCUUUUCACUUUGCUGUCGCUUUCCUUCGCGAAACUGCGAGAGCGACGUCGAGUUGAGUUGAGUUUGCUUUUCGACUGCUUGCUGAACUGUGGUGUUGUGGCUUUGCUGCUGCUGCAAAGAGAGAGAGUGCGUUUGCGAGGAAAAACGUUUCAUGUUAUUUUGACCCUGUGCGAAGCGCGUAUUUGGAAUAUUAUUAGCAGUACGGACUAUCGACUAGAUUUUCUCGUUGAAGAACCUGGAACAAUGUCGGACUCGAAUACGACCGAAGCAGCACCCGCUCCGGUGGAAGUUGAAGUGAAAACGCCGACAAAGCGUACGCCAUCUAAGCGCAAAGAUGCAUUCCAAAAGGAAAGCGAAGAACUACUGAAGAAUAUGGGUAUGGAUCCGUCGGAGGAAGGUGGUCGCCGUCGUACCCGCGCUAGCACACGUGGCGUCAACUCGACACCGGCCACACCGGCUACUCCACCAGCAAAGAAGUCUCGCACAGCUGCUACUCCUUCCCGUCGGGGACGAGGGAAGAAAGAUAUUGACGACGAUGAGGAGAAAUCUCCGGAAGGUGAAGCUAAGACUCCCAAAAAGCGGGGACGGCCUUCCGCUCAAGACAAGGAAGAGGAAAGCGCCAAGAAAGAUGAUGAGGAGGAGCCAAAGAAGGAGGAGGAUGAAUCGAAGGACGAAGCUGAUGCAAAGGCGGAGGAGGAAGUUUCCCAACCAGAGGCUGCUGAAGUGCAUGGCGAGGCUGACGCAAAGGAAGUUGAUAAGGUUGACGCUGUUGUAAAUAACACAGACAGCAAGACAGAAGACAAAUUGGAAGAGCCAGUUCCGGAAAAAAUGGAAGUCGAUGCCGAACAAACCGAACAGAAUGUCACUCCACAGGAAGAAAAGCACACAGAUGACACAACAGACUUAGCGCCCGAAAAUCCAGCGACAGAAGAACCUGCUCCUGCCGUUGCUGUCCCUGCCGCCAUCGAAAAGGAACCCGUUGCAGUUGCCGAGGAAGCUAGCGAGCCUGUAAAGGAACCUGCUGUGGAAGCACCGGUUGUUGUUGAAGAACAACUGCAGCAACAAAACUCAACACCGGCACCUGCUUCGGCGUCAAUUCCGGUUGAGGUGGAAGGAAACGGAAGCGCUGCGCUUGAAGGCGACGAUGAUUGUGUUAUGGAAGAACCGGUGGUAGUGGAGAAGCAGACAGCGGUGACAAUUGUCAACGACGUCAGCAGCACAGAACCAGCCAAGACGAAUGACGUCGUGCCGGUGGAAAAUAAUCUGGAAGAGACGAAGCUGGAGACUGCUGAACCCAAGAUUGUACCGGCGGAAGCGGCAGAAGUUGUAGAACCAACGGCAGCACAGUAGACGGAAUACGGAGGGUACCUUUUUGCAUCUGAAAGAGAUACUACGUUGAUCAUCAUUUCCUUCACAAUUUCUUCUGUUCUUGGAAAGCUUCUACCACACAACAAACACAGAGCAUCUAAAAUGAUAGAAAAAAAUACGACCUCCAGUCGAAUAGUUCCACAAACAGAGAAUGGAGAGACAGAAGGGGAUCAACAGAGAGGGAGAACUCUACGAUGCGGCAGAACAACAUUAUUGACAGCAGACGUGCAUUUCUCACUCGACGAUUACCUUCAAUUUCUUUAUAAAAAAAUCCUCUCUUUCUGGCGAGCUCCUUCCAGCGAAUGUCCCUUUUGAAAUGUACUUGCAGUAAGUCAAGUAAUUUAAUCCAAAAUAAUUCUUUUUUUUUUGCUUAACGUUAAGCAGCCAUUCUUUCGCUACUUUUACGUAACCGAGUACCCUCGUAAAGUUUUACGUUACAUUCGCAUCUGUUUUAGAAAUUUGGACUAAUUAGUAACGACCUUUGUAGAUGCAAAACAAAACAAAACAAAACAAAAACCUAAAAUAAUUGAAGGAAGAUGUAAAAUAUACACUAAAAACAGAUUUAUUCAUUGAUAAGCAACAGAUCGCUAGAGUUAGGUAAUAUGGAUGUUUUCUCCUUUUUUGUUUGUUCAAGUCAAACCAGAAUUUAGCACACUGCUAUAGAAUUAUGUACGGAACCUGUUGUAGCAAUUGAGAUGAUUACAAAGCAACAAAAUCAUGUAUGAUAGCAAAUAAGCGCAAAUUUUGAGAGCACUCAAAGCGAGCGAGCAUCUUUUGAAUGUAGAAUUCAUCAUUUAAUGACUUUUUGAACACCCCCCCGAUCCCAUCCAUUCUCAAAAUUCACAAUAGAUUAGUAAAGCUGCACCGGUAAUAUAUAUUGUUCGAGUCGUUACUUUUCUAACUUGAUACCUGAACUUGUCUAAAUGGCGCGAUGCAAGAAUCCGAGCGACUGAAACCAAUAUUCGUUGCUGUUUUAGGUCAUCUAGUCGGCAAAGAAUGAAUGGUUUUUUUUGGCUCUUGAAAAAUACCGCGUGAGUACUUGUCGAUAUUUGAUUUCUACGGGCGGAAACAACUGAUCUAAAAGAAUUUCAGCUUAAUUUUUGCCAUCUUAGAGAUAUGAUUUAUACAAUUUAAUAUUGGUAACAAUGAAAAAUAUAUAUGGACAACUAUACAAAAACGAUCACCGAUUUUACAUUAUUUUCGACUCCUUCAGUCUGUGGCAGGAACCUGAGAACAUACACUACAUAACACAUAUGCGCGCGUACGUGUUGUGCGCGAUGGAAUACAACACAAAGAAAGAGAAAAAAAAACGGAAAAAUACAAAAAAAAUGAAAUCUUUUUAACUAAUGUAUAGGUUAUUUUAUUAUUGUGUCGUGAAUGAGACAGAAAGAGAUGAUAAAUAUAGAAAUAUGGACAAACAA
Messenger RNA from Malaya genurostris, 2890 nucleotides. Its product is annotated as chromo domain-containing protein cec-1-like. Lineage: Eukaryota; Metazoa; Arthropoda; Insecta; Diptera; Culicidae. The record is from RefSeq and is a predicted model, not a curated record. Bases 345 to 1451 code for a protein of 368 amino acids. The transcript has 3 exons.